GAUUUAGAUAGAUCAUAUCAGUUAGAUGGGGUGAGUGGUGGCGACUGUUGUCUCGACGGCAAGAACAAAGCUCCUCGAAUUGGAGAAAAACAUCUCCUUUUCUUAUUCUAACCCUCUGUCUCGGUUCGGAAGCGAAAUGGACACACAUUGUCGUAAAGUGCCUUCUCUGUUCUCCGAGCAUUUCUGAUUUUAUCUCUUAAUCACGGUUCCAGAGUGAAAAAUCGAGCCUUUCUAGGGUUUUGCGCUGUUCCAGCUUUCAGGAUUGAAAGAAGUGUCUUGUUUCAGACAAUAUCCAACUUUGUUAACUGGCAAAACAGUAUCUUUAACUGUUUGUAAAGGGUAUGGACAAAAUCAGCAGACUCUCUGAUGACUUGCUGGUUAAGAUACUAUCCUUCGUUCCGACAAGAGUAGCCGUAUCCACCAGCGUUCUGUCUAAGCGAUGGAAGUCUCUCUGGAUGUGGGUGCCUACCCUCGAAUACGACGAUAUGGAAGACAUCACCGACAACUAUCUCUCAAAGUCAACCCCUUCGUUCCCGAGGUAUCGAGUCUCCGUCCACGAGAACCUCCUUUCGCACAGAGCUCCCACCAUAGAAACCCUCCUCCUCAAGUUCUGUCUCGGAUCGCUUCAGCCCGAGGAUAUCAAACAAUGGGUCACCAUCGCUGUCUCUCGCUGCGUGCGAGCGCUGAGCAUCACCUGUCUCUCCGACUCCGAGCCCGUCAGUGCCUUGCCGAGUAGCUUGUACACCUGCGAAACCCUAGCGGCUCUGAAACUCGACGGAGACAGGAUCCUCGUCGAUGUUCCUCCGACGGCUUCUCGUCUCCCUUCCUUGACGACGUUGCAGCUCUUAUGCGUGACGUACUCCGACGAAGAUUCUCUCCGGUUGUUUCUAUCGUACUGCCCUGUUCUGGAAGAUCUGGUGAUCGAACGAGAUAGCGCGGACGACAAUGUCAAAGGGUUGGUUGUUGUUGUCCCGUCAUUGCUGAGGUUUUCCUUGAAGGUAGACGGUGGAUGUUCUUAUGAUGAUGAGUCUGUGAUAGAUACUCCUUCUUUGGUGUAUUUCAAAGUUGAGGAUUACAGAGAUAGAGACAGUAACUCCUAUUCGAUUAAGGAUAUGCCUAAACUGGAAGAGGCGGAUAUCGCCGUUAAGUAUGAGCUCCACGUGUUUCUCGAAUCAGUCACAUCUGUCAAAAGUCUUUCAAUAAAAGUAUUGUUCAACAAUGAAGAAGAGUCUAUGUACUGUUCUUGUAUUGUCUUCAAUCAGCUCCAACGCCUGAAGCUAAGUAUAUGCAAUGACGAUUGGUCAAAGUUACUUUUCCGGUUGCUCAAAGAUUCUCCUAAACUGCGAGUCCUCAAUCUCGACUGUGCUUCUCGGUACCGACGCUUUGACGAGUACGAUCGGAUUAGCCGGGACAGUGAAUGGAGCGUGAUUCCGAACUGUCUGUUGAAGACUCUUGAAACUUUCGAGUUUAAAGGGUGCAUGGGAAGACCAGAACAGAGAGAUUUCUUGUGUUUUUUCUUUAAGAAUGCUCGUUGCCUCAAAUCUACAUCAAUCUUGCGCUAAUCUUGUGAUGUUCCACAACAGAGUAUGGAUCUUAGAUCUGUUUUGUUGUUUUUGUUAUUUUCACUAUGGAUGUCAGGUUUGUAUUGGAGUAUGGAUGUUAGGUUUGUUUUGUUGUCAAGGAAUUAGUAAAAUUUGUAGUGUGACUUGCGACUCAAGCCAUGUAUUAGAGAACAUACCCAACUCAGGUUGGGUUUCUUUCAUUUAAAUGAAUUUUAUUUCCUCUGUUUCUAA
Raphanus sativus (radish) is the source of this 1793-nucleotide messenger RNA. Its product is annotated as putative FBD-associated F-box protein At5g56700. Lineage: Eukaryota; Viridiplantae; Streptophyta; Magnoliopsida; Brassicales; Brassicaceae. Gene Ontology annotation, molecular function: protein binding. The record is from RefSeq and is a predicted model, not a curated record.